Molecule: messenger RNA, 2943 nt
Organism: Hemibagrus wyckioides
Lineage: Eukaryota; Metazoa; Chordata; Actinopteri; Siluriformes; Bagridae
Gene: cdca5
Product: cell division cycle associated 5
Exons: 5
Coding region: 220-1002 (260 amino acids)
Source: RefSeq, a predicted model, not a curated record
CGCCCCCUUCUUCCGCCAUUUUGGUUAAGGCGGGCAAUUUUGAAAGGCUGCCGCGAACUGAACUGGAUUUAGCGCUUCCGAUUAUCGUGGUUUUCUACAAAUCACUCUGAUUUAAGAUAACAUUAUCUAUCUUUAACGUUUAGUGACUUAUCUGUGCGUUUGUUUGUAGUGAAUGUCGAAGUGUACUUGUUAGCUACACGGACUUAUUUGCUUUGUAAGAUGAGCAGCCGAACACCGCGAGCAACAUCCGGCGGACAGACGAGCAAAAACAACAACCGACACCGAGACUCCGAUGGAGGCAGUCCACCAUGCCGGAGAUCAGCCCGGCUGUCUACGAAUGAAAACGUGCCUCCUAAAGCUGAGGCUCCACGUGUUCCUGUCAAACGAUCGAUCACUGUGAGGAAGAUUGUCCCAAGGAAAAUCCAGGCCACAUCCGAGCUUAAUAAGGAAAAUGUGGAGAAAAGACUAUCCGGUGACUCUAGAAAAAGGUCCAAAGUCUCAAGUCCACCCCAAGCCGAGACCACCGUGUCCAAACCCACCGUCCUCUCGACCAUCCAGGCCUCUGUGUCACCCUCUCCCCAUACAGCACAACCCGAGCAGGACCCUGUGUGGUCCAGCAAAGUCCGCCGCUCCUACAGCCGCCUGAGCAUGGGCGACCGCUCGUUCGAGAGCCCCAAGCCUCAAUCUGCCUCGUCCCCCACCCGCAGAGAGACUCUGUUCGGGUUCGAGAGGCUCCAGACGCCAGAGGUGAUCCGUAAAGCCGACGUGUCCAGAGGAGCCUCUUCCUCCAUGUGCGUCGGAUCCUUCAACCUCUCAGCGGCUGACGACACUGUUGCCAACACCCCAGAGCCCGAUCUGAACAUUCCUGGGGUUUGCCUGGUGAAGAAGAACGCACGGAGGAAGAGGGUUCAACAGAUAAAGAUGUCAGAGCUGGACAUACUAGCCGCAAAGAUGAAUGCCGAGUUUGAGGAGGCGGAGUGCUUUGAGCUGGUGGUGGAGUGACGUGCCGAGGCAGCUACAGAGACAUUUCGUACCCUGGAGACAAGUGAACUAAGACUUCAGCUUCAGCAUGAACCGCUUCUGUAUAAGAGUUCAUAACUAAGGACAGAUCAAGUGAAUGUGUUGAUUCACAGAGCUGGAGAAAUGGAAUAAGCCAUUAUAUACACGAGGAUCAUUUAGCUCUGUAAUGUCAUUGUUUCUCUCUCUCUCUCUCUUUUUUUUUUUUAAAUACAUCACUAGAUCAGACUGAUUAUCAAACCUAAGUUUUUUUUUCACUUAUUUCUCUCCAUGUCAGAAGACAUAAAUGCAGUGCUGACAGUUUUCUCCUUUUAUUGUUUUUUAUUUUAUUUUAUUUUUUUUGUAUUGUCCGAUUCUGUAGAAGCGCUAGAUCUGCUCGUUCACAUUAUUAGGACAUGGUUACUUAUUUCUUAUGUUCUAUCAGUGACUACUAUUGUAUUCGUGCUUUCUGUUAACUAAAGCAAUUAGCAGAAGAAUAAUAAUUUUUAUUCUUGUUCUUCAGUGGUGUCUUUAUAAUGCACAUUAUAUACAGCUGGCAGAUUUGGUCAUUUCAAAGCAUGCAGGACAUUUAUCGCUAUGAUUAGCUGCUCCAAUGACAUCCUGAGUAAGAAAUGUUUGUUCAUGUUGUUUAUUCACACACAUACAGAAGGAUGAGUCCAAUGAAAACUGUGCAAGCGCAACAUACACUGAUCAGGCAUAACAUUAUGACCACCUGCCUGAUAUUGUGUUGGUCCCCCUUUUGCUGCCAAAACAGUCUUGACCCAUCAUGCACUGUGUAUUCUGACUCCUUUCUAUCAGAACCAGUAUUAACUUCUUCAGCAAUUUGAGCAACAGUAGCUCGUCUGUUGGAUCGGAUCACCCUCCUCUCCCCAUGUGCAUCAGUGAGUCUUGACUGCGCAUGACCCUGUCAUCGGUUCACCACUGUUCCUUCCUUGGACCACUUUUGAUAGAUACUGACCACUGCAGACCGGGAACACCCCACAAGAGCUGCAGUUUUGAAGAUACUCUGAUCCACUCGUCUAGCCAUCACAAUUUGGCCCCUGUCAAACUCGCUCGAAUCCUUACGCUUGCCCAUUUUUUCUGCUUCUAACACAUCAACUUUGAGGACAAAAUGUUCACUUGCUGCCUAAUAUAUCCCACCCACUAACAGGUGCCAUGAUGAGAUCAUCAGUGGUGUUCACGGUGCCUGCCAGUGGUCAUAAUGUUAUGCCUGAUCUUUGUAAAUUAGACAAAUCGGUCUGUGUUUGAUUUCAGGGAUCCAAACACUUGCGUUGGAACUCUGGCAUUAAACUUGUAGAAUAUGUAGAAAAAUUCUAGGCUAUACUUUGCGAUUACCGAUGCAUAGUUAAAAAAAAAAAAAAAAAAAGGUUUAUCAAUUGAUUCACCCUUGGUUAUAUAUGAGGUUCUGAUGUAUGGUCCACUUUAUUAGGAACACUUGUACACCUAUUUAUUCAUGUAAGAAACAAAUCAACCAAUAAUGUGGCAGAUGAAGAUGGAAAGAUCCCUCGAUUUUGCUUGAUUCUGUGUUGACUGUAGAUUCCUGUUCUUGCCUUGACAGGAGUGAACUGUAGUUGUAGCUCAUCCACCAGAAGGUUUGAAGUGCUUUCUGAGAUGCUUUUCUUUUCACCACGGUUGUAAAGAGUUGAAAUUUUUUUUACCACAGGCUUCCUGAAAGCUUAAACAUACAGUAUCUAGGCAUUUUCUGACUGUUCAUCUUUCAUACACAAGAUGUUUCCACCCACAGAUCUUCCACUCGCUGGAUGUCGUUUGUUUUUCACACCAUUGUAUCUGAAAAAUGUUACAUGUUGUGCUGCUGCUACAUGAUCAGCUGAUUGGAUAAUUGCAUGAAUGAGCAGGGGUAAAGAUGUUCCUAAUAAAGCUUGAAGGUACUGAGACGAAACUAAAUCGCCGCUAGUCAUUUUACAG